Molecule: messenger RNA, 2693 nt
Organism: Ictalurus punctatus (channel catfish)
Lineage: Eukaryota; Metazoa; Chordata; Actinopteri; Siluriformes; Ictaluridae
Gene: wscd1a
Product: WSC domain-containing protein 1
Exons: 10
Coding region: 559-2277 (572 amino acids)
Source: RefSeq, a predicted model, not a curated record
UCGGUGCUGCGCUUUUCUGUGCGCGAGCGACAGACACGGCGGAGGGAAGCGCACGCGCUGCGGCGCUCAGACCCACUUCUGCUUGUCCGGUGCUCCUCAGUCACACACACACUAAGUCUGGAGACGGAUUAUCGGUGUGACUGAAUGAAGUGCGUCACACAGAGAGAAGAAACAGAGGCGGCGAGGGACCGAGAUGCGGAGCAGAGACACGCACAAACACCGAGAACCGGGAGUGUGGAGGAACUCUGAUCCCUAACACACACACACACACACACACACACACACACACACACACACACUUCACCGUGACAAGGAGUGUUUGAUGGUAAGAGGUCGGAGGUCAGCGGUCGAGGAAGGUGACUGAGUGAAUGACGUUCCCAGAGGUUUCCUCUGUGUAUGAAGACGACAGGCGAUGGAGCACCUUACUGAAAUUUCCUGCAAGUGAACGUUAACUCAACAAAGCGAAAUCAUAAGGAUGUAAAUAAGCGUUCCCCGGGGAUGUAUUGAGGUUCGACUUCGUUCCACGCUCUCGCGAUGACAUUUUGAAACCAAGCCAAAAUGGCAAAGCCGUUCUACAGACUUCAGCGCUUCUUGCGGCGGACUCAGCUGGUUUUUCUGUUCCUGGGCGUGGCUUACAUCAUGGCAGGAAGUGUCCUUUUGCUGCAGAGAUCAGGACUGGUGGUUUCUCAGCGUGGUAGCUUACUCCCUCCACCCUCGCUGCCUUCACCUCCACGAGCACUCGAAGCUCCUGCUCUCAGGACUGGGCAUGGUGUGAUGGCUUCACGGUUGGGUAGAAAGACCUAUCAGGUUGGCGAGUCAGAUGAUGGGAGAGAAACACAAUGGCUGAUGUCACGUAACCAAGAGAUCCGGCAUCUCCGGCGACGAUGGUUCCAUAGCCUGAUGUCUGAGCAGGACACGAACAGGGUCGAGAGAGCUACUCCGAAGAGGAAAGUCAGGCACAAAGGAACCUACAUUGGAUGUUUUCUGGAUGAUGCUAAGGACCGAACCCUGAAGGGCAUGGUGUUCUACGAUUUCCGCAAAAUGACCAGCACUCUAUGUCAAGACACCUGCACAGAGAGUGGGUACCAAUAUGCUGGCCUGGAGUACGGGUCCGAGUGUUACUGUGGCAACCGCAUCACCGGUGCUCGGGUGAAGGAGGAAGAGUGUAAUCUGGACUGUAAAGGAGAGAAGGGCUUUAUCUGUGGGGGCGUGGCCCGUCUGUCUGUCUACAAAGUGGAGGAAGUUCUUCCCGGCCAGAGGAGAUACAGGAACGUACGCUAUCGUGGCUGCUUCAGAAGACCCGACAACACAACCGCGGCGUCUCUGAUCCGCCUGGUUCAGCCUAACCUCACCUCCCAGAUGUGCAUCGAGGCCUGCAUGGACAAGGAGUUUCCCUUAGCCAUGCUGAGCGCUCCGGAGUGUUUCUGCGGCUACGCUACUCCAACCUUCUCCUUCCAUGAUCCAGUGAAUGAAGAUCACUGUGCUCAGAUCAACAGCAGCCUGCCGACUGGAAAACCACACCCGUACGUCCUUCAGGUCUAUCAGACACCUGUGCAGGACUCCAGAUGUACGGAACGAAGAUUCCUGCCAGAAAAAUCGAGCCGGUUGGUCGCUCUGUCCAGUUUUCCUGGAGCGGGUAACACCUGGGUGAGACACCUGAUUGAGCUCGCUACUGGAUAUUACACAGGCAGCUACUACUUUGAUGGCACACUUUAUAAUAGAGGCUUCAAGGGCGAGAAGGAUUACUGGAAAAGUGGACGCACCAUCUGCGUGAAGACGCACGAGAGCGGCAAGCGCGACAUCGAGAUGUAUGACUCAGCCAUCUUGCUGAUCAGAAACCCGUACCGCUCUCUCAUGGCCGAGUUUAAUCGCAAAUGUGCAGGACAUCUCGGCUACGCCUCGGACCAGCACUGGAAGAGCAACGAAUGGCCCGAGUUUGUCGGCAGUUACGCGUCUUGGUGGGCGUCUCACGUUCUGGACUGGCUCCGAUUUGGCCAGAAGCUGCUGGUGCUUCAUUAUGAAGAGCUGCAGGAGUCGCUGGUGCCCAGGCUCCGCUCUGUUAUCGUCUUUCUCAACGUCAGCACCAGCGAGGAACGCCUCCUCUGCGCCGAAACCAACAAGGACGGGCAUUUCAAACGCUCCGGCGCUCGCCGGCCCACCUUUGACCCCUUCACCCCGGACAUGAGGCGGUUGAUUGACAGUUAUAUUAAGGUCGUGGAUCAGGCACUCAGAGAAAGCAACCACAGCGGCCUGCCUCAGGAGUACAUCCCAAGAUGAUGAGGGUUUAUAUCCCAUGUUUUAUUUUCCUUCAAAGUUUCAAACGAAGGGCUUUAUUCGAGGGAAAUGUCGGUUCUGUUCUUGGAGCUCGGUCAGGAUUUGACAUUUGUUUUCCAGUUUAAAGCUUUGGCACUCAGCAGAACUCCAUCAUGCUUAAGAUUCAUUAAAGAUUCGAUCUCGUGAGAUUCUGAGAUUCAAAACGUUGAGUAUUUUGACCGAGUGGAAACUGGUGUCUAUAACGUGUAUGCCAUUUUCUAAAGUUACAUUUAAUAAACUUUGCUUAGUCUCCAAAAUGUUUUCAGUGUAAUUAGAUAAGAAGUGACAUUUUUCAAUAAAAUGAUUUGACAAACAAGAAAAUGUGACUUCCGUAGAGAUUUCUUACCUAAACAAUAUCAUUACACAAUGACGGUGCAGUC